This is a messenger RNA of Zasmidium cellare ATCC 36951, 393 nucleotides long. RefSeq lists its product as uncharacterized. The record is from RefSeq and is a predicted model, not a curated record. NCBI's taxonomy places the organism in Eukaryota, Fungi, Ascomycota, Dothideomycetes, Mycosphaerellales, Mycosphaerellaceae. Bases 1 to 393 code for a protein of 130 amino acids. The transcript has a single exon.
AUGCACGGCGGCGACGCAGGAGGAGCGGUGCAUGUCGACACCGGUGGUCAUGUCGCCCACGUCGACUCUGGAAGUCAUUUCGCACAUGCUCCGAUACAUCACGAUCAUGGGCACCAUCACGGCCAUGAUUCCGGCCAUCAUCACCACAAACACCACCAUCACGACGACUCCCACUACAUGUAUCCACCCCCUCCAUACUACGCGCAGCCUGUUUACGGAACGAUGUUACCGCAGCAUCGAGCACGACAUGUGGAAAUCCAGGAGUAUACAUAUGAUGUCUCGCCGGCCGUGCAGGCGUUUCAGUUGGUGUUGAUGGUGGCGAUUAUUGGGCUAUUUGUCUUUUUGGUUAUGUCGAUGGCUACGGAUAUGAGGUUUGGAGGGCCGGGUUGGUGA